GAGCACACACAGUGGAAUGCAAAGAACAAACGAUGCAAGCUUACAACUCUUAAACCGUUUAAGAGCUGAGCUUCAUUAUCAAACACUCAACUCACUCGUCAGGGUUAAAGGCAUCCAGCAUACCAUCAUUCGCAUGCGUAAACCAUCCUACCCUAUCAGAAACAUUCAGUACCCUACCAGACACCGGGGAGGGAAGACGUCCCGUCGACGUCAGGAUCCCACUUACGUUCGCGAAUCAUAUAAUUCACUGAAAAUAAUCUAAUAAGUUUUAAGGAUGUUACAUCAGUGCUUGUUGUAAAAAGUGACAAAUUGUACUGUGGCGUUGUUUUUACUAUGUUCGUGAUCCUUGAUAGUGGGGCGGUAUUCAAAUGAAGAAAGUAAAGUAAACCAUAAAAAUUAUUCACCAGCUAUUUGACAAAUGGGUAUUAACCUCAAUGGGCUAAUAAGCUUUAUUAUAAAAAGUGCAAGUGACGUAAAAUGCCAGUGCAAAAACACAAAAGCUAAAGCUUAAAGGCGGCUAGCAAUGGCGUGUGACAGUGCAACCUAGCGUGAUGGUGCUAAAGUCAGUAUGACAACGUGGAUGGCGCUGUUCGGGCUAGUAUGGCUGCUACGCGUGCGGGGUUCGCUGUGCGGCUGCGCGGCGUGCAAGCGCGCGCGGCACGAGCACGACUCGCAGCCCGGCCCGCGCACGCCCAGUCCCGACGAACGCGCGCCCUUCGAUGUCAUCACCCUGCAGCAGUACACGCGCGACGUCACCGUGCAGACCGACUUCGAUGAUGAAGACGAUUUGGAUAAGAUCGAGCUUCAGAUCACGGAAGAAUCAAACGUUGGCAACUUCGAAGGCGGGCGGGAGCAGCCAACGCAAAGCCCGGAAAGCGCCCGUCGCGGGCCAGGAAGCUACCAGCCAUCUGAUUCCGAUAACGAAUCCGUUUGGGAGACUUCGGACGUGACAUUGGAGCGGGGCGCCGGCGGGCUCGGGCUGAGCAUCGCGGGCGGGGAGACCGGCGGGGACGUUAGCAUCACACGGAUAGCCGAGCACGGCGCGGCCAGAAAGGAUGGCCGGUUGCAAAUUGGAGAUGUGUUAUUACAGGUUAAUGACGUUUCGGUGGAGAAUGCCCCUCAUUCUGUAGCCGUUGACGCUCUACAAAAGGCUGGAAAUGUUGUAAGAUUACGGGUUCGUCGAGCCCGGCGCCCGCGGGUGGUCACACUGUGGCGAGGGGCGCGGGGCCUGGGGCUGGGAAUCGCAGGCGGAGCGGACGACGCAGCGGGCGGCGGAGGCGUUUUCGUGUCGCACAUCGCGGUCGGCGGCGCGGCGCACCACGACGGCAGACUGAGGCUAGGUGAUAAGAUAUUGGCUGUUAGGGAUGAAGAUGGUAUAGAAACGUCACUAAUAGGGGCGACCCACGCGCAAGCCGUGACAGCUCUGCGGAGCACGGGCGAACAGGUGACGUUGGUCGUGCUACCCGCUGGCUCCUUUCCGCCCGUUGCCAGAACAGCUCCGCUUUAUUCUACUAAAACUCAAGCCACGUCGUGUUCCACGCUUCAUGAACUUUUGGAAGAGGAGCCGAGUGAAAUCCCGAGGUGCGUGCGAAUGGUCCGACUAGUCCGUUCCGGGUCCCGACUCGGUAUGGACAUAGUUGGCGGCCUAGGCGGGGAAGCUGACACGGCGAGCGGUGUCGAAGACGAUGCUUGCGGUGUCUUCGUGUCUGGAGUUUCGGUGGGCGGGGCAGCGUAUGGCAUGCUGCAUCGAGGCGAUAGGAUACUGAGCGUUGACGGACGGGACUUGACGCGGGCCACGCAUGAACAGGCUGCAGCGGCAUUGAAGUACUCCGGCGCAGCGGUGUCGAUAGCGGCGCAGUACCAGCCGGAGCAGUACGAGCGGCUGCGCGCACGCAUACGCGCGAUCAACGCCGCCGCCGCCGCGUCGCCGCACGCGCACCGCCACGCUACCCACGUGCCCGUGCAUCCUGAUCUACACGCUGUAUACCCAAGGUAGCUGGUGACAUAAAUGGCUGUGAAAUCGACUAUUUGAAAGUGGAAUUCGACGGACGG
Molecule: messenger RNA, 2052 nt
Organism: Cydia fagiglandana
Lineage: Eukaryota; Metazoa; Arthropoda; Insecta; Lepidoptera; Tortricidae
Product: disks large homolog 2-like
Exons: 11
Coding region: 569-1996 (475 amino acids)
Biological process (GO): receptor clustering; chemical synaptic transmission; establishment or maintenance of epithelial cell apical/basal polarity
Cellular component (GO): neuron projection; basolateral plasma membrane; postsynaptic density membrane
Molecular function (GO): protein binding
Source: RefSeq, a predicted model, not a curated record